Molecule: messenger RNA, 1227 nt
Organism: Acanthosepion pharaonis
Lineage: Eukaryota; Metazoa; Mollusca; Cephalopoda; Sepiida; Sepiidae
Source: the annotation of a GenBank genome assembly
AUGUACCCGAAUCGAGGAGUGAUAGAAAUACGAAAUCCUAAAUCUGUUCCAGGAGAUGUACAUCGGACCUUUACUUUUGAUUGCGUGUACGACUGGACUUCCAAACAGCGAGAACUUUAUGAGGAGACAUUCCGCCCACUUGUCCAGUCUGUAUUGGAAGGUUUUAAUGGUACAAUAUUUGCUUAUGGACAGACAGGAACAGGAAAAACAUACACAAUGCAGGGAGUGAAAAAUGAUCCUGAUAUACGUGGUGUGAUUCCCAACUCAUUUGAACACAUCUUCCAACAUAUUUCUCGUUCCGAAAAUCAGCAGUACCUGGUUCGUGCAUCGUAUUUGGAAAUUUAUCAGGAAGAAAUUCGGGAUUUGUUAUCCAAAGAUCAAUCAAAACGUUUAGAGUUGAAAGAAAGGCCAGACACUGGUGUGUAUGUAAAGGAUCUGUCAUCAUUUGUGACAAAAAGCGCCAAGGAAAUUGAACAUGUGAUGAAUGUCGGUAAUCAAAAUAGAGCUGUUGGGGCAACCAAUAUGAAUGAACACAGUUCCAGGUCCCAUGCUAUCUUUAUCAUCACCAUUGAGUGCACAGACAUUAAACAUAUGAGUGUUAUCACCUCCUAUAACUUCCAUUUCUUUCUUUCCUUUUUUUUCUUUCUUUCCUUUUUUUCUUUCUUUCCUUUUUUUCUUUCUUUCCUUUUUUUCUUUCUUUCCUUUUUUUCUUUCUUUCCUUUUUUCUUUCUUUCCUUUUUUUUCCUUUUUUUCUUUUUUUUUUUUUUUCUUUCUUUUUUCUUUCUUUCUUUUUUUUUCCUUUUUUUUUUCCUUUUUUUUCUUUCUUUCCUUUUUUCUUUCUUUCCUUUUUUCUUUCUUUCCUUUUUUCUUUCUUUCCUUUUUUCUUUCUUUCCUUUUUUCUUUCUUUCCUUUUUUCUUUUUUUUUUUCUUUUUUUUUUCUUUCUUUCCUUUUUUUUCUUUCUUUCCUUUUUCUUUUUUUUUCCUUUUUCUUUUUUUCUUUCCUUUUUUCUUUCUUUCCUUUUCUUUCUUUCCUUUUUUUCUUUCUUUCCUUUUUUUUUCUUUUCUUUCCUUUUUUCUUUCUUUCCUUUUUUUCUUUCUUUCCUUUUUUUCUUUCUUUCCUUUUUUCUUUCUUUCCUUUCCUUUUCUUUCUUUCCUUUUCUUUCUUUCCUUUUCUUUCUUUCCUUUCUUUUUUUUUCUUUCUUUCUUAUGUAUCCUUUUUCUCAUUAA